Molecule: messenger RNA, 3505 nt
Organism: Thunnus maccoyii (southern bluefin tuna)
Lineage: Eukaryota; Metazoa; Chordata; Actinopteri; Scombriformes; Scombridae
Gene: gle1
Product: GLE1 RNA export mediator
Exons: 15
Coding region: 134-2308 (724 amino acids)
Biological process (GO): regulation of translational termination; poly(A)+ mRNA export from nucleus; regulation of translational initiation
Cellular component (GO): nuclear pore; nuclear pore cytoplasmic filaments; cytoplasm
Molecular function (GO): inositol hexakisphosphate binding; translation initiation factor binding; phospholipid binding
Source: RefSeq, a predicted model, not a curated record
GGCAGUUUAAGCGGGCGGUUUCUCGUCGGAUUGUAAUUGCUGUAACCUCAUCCGGCAUGUUCAAAACUUAGCUGAAUGUAACUUGUUUGUCGUUAGUUGGUUAGUUGUUGGUUUUGUUUACCGGUCCCUCGUCAUGCCUGCUGAAAGUCGACGAUGGGAAACUUUAGAGGCUUUAAAAAACUCCCCAAAAGGAAAUAUCACAUUCAACCCUUACUGGUUGGAGCGGGGCGAGGAUAUUUUGGCAGGUUGUAAAGAGGCCAUCAGCUUGUCCUCUCACUCUGGAGUCAUAUUGCAGCGCCUUGGCUCCUUGCCCCCGCAGAGGUCCUGCUUACUGGGCUCCAGCUCCGGAGACUCCAGUCCCGGUCUCUCUGAGCAGAUCCCAGCCUCCAUUUCCUCCACAGGAUCCAUCCCCGACAUCACCGCCAAGCACACCACACUUUCUGUAACCACGUCUUUAAAGAGUGAGCAUGAGCAGGUUAACGCGCUGCAGGCUGGUAGUCACGAGGCGAAGGAUGAAGACACGGAGGCGGACGUCGGUGAAGUCUCCAGUCCCGCGUCGUUACCCGCCAUCUCCCUGCUGUCGCCCAAAGCCAUGGAGACGGCCGGCCGCAUCAUCAAAUUUGAAGAGGAACAACGAGAAAAGGCCAAGGUGGCACUCAAACUGCGGCAGGAGGUGCAGGAGAAGCUGAUGGCGGCGGUGGCGAGCUCCGGGUCAGAGCAGCUGAAGCGCUUCGAGGAGUUCAUGGAGUUGAAGCAGAGGCAGGAGUACCAGAGCAUGAGGGACAUGAUGGACAGAGAAACUAAAGAGAGCAUCGGGCGUCAAGAGAAGCUGAAGGAAGAGCAACGACACAGGAUGAAGAUCCUGAACCUGCGGCUGAGGGAGGCGGAGCAGCAGCGCAUGCGUGAGGCGGAGCUGGAGCGACAGCGUCAGGCAGAAGGCAGGGAGAGGCUGCGUAACCUCAACACCAUUCAAGAGGAGAUCCUGCAACUCAACCAGCUGCUGGAGCCGUCCACUCAGACCAAGACUAACCUCCCACCGGCCAGCCUCAGCUCCUUCAGCACCCGCGGGAACCAGCUCUGCUCCCAGGUGUCCGAAGUGGUCCGAAAGACAGCAGAGGGAGAGUUUCCCAGCGUGGAGGACAUGACCGUGGCGGAGCGAGCCCUCCACGAGAUGAGGGCUCUGAUCCGGUUGAUGCAGGAGGAGGUGGCCAAGGUUCAGGAGAGGAAGAAGAAGGAGCAGGAGGAUGAAGAGGAGCGCAGGAAGCAGGUGGAGCAGCAGGCGCAGCAAGAAGCGCAGAAGAAGGCGGCGCAGUCGGCCAAAGAGAAGGCACAGAGGAAAGGGCUGCAGAACAGCGCUGAAGACAGCACAUUGAAAUGGUACAAGGAGCUGCAGGCGUCAGCUGCUCAGUGCGCUCAGUCCUUCGAACAACUCAACUCCCCGAAAGACAACCAGACAAAGAAACUGAAGCUGGAGCUUCAGAAGGCGGCCACCAUCCCCGUCAGUCAAAUCUCCAGCAACUCCGGAUCUCAGCUCAGAGAAAUCUUUGAUAAGAUCGACAAGCUGCUGUCGGGACGGGCGGUGGUGUCGGGGGGGAAGUCUGUCUCCACCUCCCAGCAUCCGCAGGGCCUGGACUUCGUCAGCUACAAACUGGCUGAGAAGUUUGUGAAACAAGGAGAGGAGGAAGUAGCAUCUCACCACGAAGCAGCGUUCCCCAUCGCUGUGGUGGCGUCUGGUGUCUGGGAGCUGCACCCCCGGGUGGGAGACCUCAUCCUCGCCCACCUGCACAAGAAAUGCCCGUAUGCAGUCCCAAACUACCCUCCGAUGAAGGACGGCACGCCUGUGGAGGAGUAUCAGAGAAUUCUUGGUUACCGUGUCGACGACUCCGGGGUCGAAGGUCAGGACAGUUUCCUGAAGAGGAUGUCUGGGAUGAUCCGCCUCUACGCCGCCGUGAUCCAGCUGAGGUGGCCCUACGGCUCCAAACAGGGGUCUUUUCCUCACGGCCUGAACCACGGCUGGCGUUGGUUGGCUCAGAUGCUUAAUAUGGAGCCUCUGGCCGACAUCACAGCGACACUGCUGUUCGACUUCCUGGAGGUUUGUGGAAAUGCUCUGAUGAAGCAGUAUCAGGGGCAGUUCUGGAAACUCAUCCUGCUUCUGAAAGAGGAAUACUUCCCCAGGAUUGAAGCGGUGACCAGCAGCGGGCAGAUGGGCUCAGUCAUCAGACUCAAGCAGUUUCUAGAGACAUCGCUGCAGAGCCGACAGAUCAGUCCGCCCAAAGGCCAGCUGAGCUCCAACUUCUGGAGGUCGUGAGGGACGAGGAGGUUGAGAAGACAUCUUGGAUGUUGCUGCAUGACGCUGUUUAGUCUUGAACAAGGCAAAGGAGUGAGUGAUCUGAUGCUGGGAAACCUCUCCUGCUGCCAUUCAGGGGGGGAAAAAGUUGAAGCUGCGAGGAAAGACGGAAGUCGGCUACCUGCUCUGGUUUAUUUACUGGAUGUCCCGAACAGCUGAUCAGCAGGGAUUUAAUGGAUGAAGACACAGUAGAGGCCAAGUUUAACUACAUUUUUAGACUAUAAGAUGGUGCCAAGAAAAGAAUCAUUUAUCAAGUUUUGGAGAUUAUAAUGAUUAAUGAUAUAAUGUUAUAUUUUUGUCCUAAUUCUUCAAAACAGUGAAGGUAGCACUUUCAGACAAACACACUGCAAUCCUCUCGACUUUCUUUCGGGCCGUCCUUUACAGUCUUGAAAUUAUUUUCUGAGUGUCCUGGUCCAGAUGUCUGUCUGUACUGCACUGAUAAUUUGAUUUAUUGCUUUUUAAAGCUUUAGUAUAUACAAUUCAUGACUGUGCAACAGAAAACACCCAGCAGAGCCAUGUUUGUUUUUUCUUAAAUGCAAUGAUUAUGCGUUGUGUUGAGAUAAAAUCUCUCCUUUACAUUUUUGUGAAGUGCCUGAGUCUAAAUCCUCCAAAUGAAUAAGUUUUCCAUCAUAUUGUUCAGCUGUUUCUAUCAGUUUUACUGUUAGUUUGUUGAUAUUCCAGCUGUUUAUUUUACCAACGAAAUUCAGUUACGAAAAGGUCUCUACUGUUUUUAUUCAGUGGCUUCUCAAAUCAAAAUUGUGUCGAACGAUUUGAACGUUUAGCUAUUUAUAUAUAUUUUUUUAUUAUUCCACCAUGUGGAAAUAGAAUUUGUGGUUUUGAUGAACUCUUUGUUUAAUCAUUGUGAAUGAAGUUGCCUCAAGAUUAGAAAUAUGUAUAACAGAUUUAAUUCAGUAUUUCCAAAAAAAACAAAUGAUUUGAACAGAGAAACAGAAAUCUGAACACGACUCAAGGCUUUGAAGUAAAAUCCGGUGUGCUUCGCUUUUUGUGAAGAGCAGAGCUGAGGUUUGUUCUUUUCAAAAUGUGAAUAUUUACAUGAUGUAGACACAUGUGUUAAGUACUGAAUGAUUGUAAUCUUCAGGAAUCUGUAAAAAUGUCUGUCUAAACCAAAAGUCUAAAAUAAACCUCAUCACCAGUUUA